GUGAGAGUAAACUGUUACAUCUAGGGCUGGGUAAGGAGUUUACUCCUCCUUUAAGAGGCUGGGAGUCGGGGUUGGGGAUGGCCCCUGCUGAUUUCCCACCUCCGCCAAUGGCUGAGAUCACCAAUAGCGGGCUCAGGUUGCCAAUGCCUGUUGUGUUCCGCCCUUUGUGCUGAGUUAGUACCGUCCGGAAGGGGUGGUGUAGGUGCAAAAGCCUCUCUGUGUGUGCCUGGAUAGGCCGUGAAAAUGUGUUCCGAGUCGGAAUCGCUGGAGCAGAAGCUGCGGCUGGUACACAGCACCAUCAGAUCUUAUCCCGACUUCCCCACGGAGGGCAUCGUUUUUCGAGACAUCUUCCCUGUUUUGCAUGAUCCCAAAGCCUUCAGUGCAGUCAUUGACCUGUUUGAAGAUCACUUGAAAAAGACAUUUCCUGUGAUUGAUUUAUUUGUUGGGUUAGAUGCCCGUGGUUUCCUAUUUGCCCCAAUUCUGGCACAAAGGUUUGGAAUUGGUUUUGUGCCAGUUCGAAAGAAAGGGAAGCUGCCGGGGCCAACCUUGUCUGUGAGCUAUAGUUUAGAAUACGGAGAGGCUGAAGUCGAGUUGCAGCGUGAUGUUAUUCAAGCAAAUCAGAAAGUUGUCAUUGUCGAUGAUUUGCUUGCAACUGGAGGCAAUUAUACAACUGCUAUACAGGAAGUGCAGAGGUUCACCAAGUUACUCCUGGGAUAGGAGGACUGUUUUACGAAGAAACUGAAGAGCCUGGUUGGGUAUUCCCUACAGUUUCAAAGGAUGAGAGGUUAUCUUGCUGAAACAUGUAAACUUCUUGUAGGGCGUGACUAGAUGGGCAGCAGCAGGGUGUUUCACCUAGCUGGUGAUGCUCGAACUACAGGUCAUUAUCUUGGGAUGAGGGGCAGACCAUAGAAGGCUGAGAUGAGGAGGAACUUCUUCAUUCAGAAGUCAGUGAACCUAUGGAAGUUUCUCCCCAUGUGGAUUGCGGAAUCUCAGUCAUUAAGCAUGUUCAAGACAUAAAUUAUUAGAUUGCCGGAUAAUAACUUCAGAAAAGGACAUGGAGAUACUAUGGCAAAACAGCACUGAAGAAAUGAUCAGCCGUGAUCUAAUUAAAUGAUGGAGUAAGGCUGACAGGUUCAACAGCAUACUCAAGCCUGUGCACAAUUUUUAAACACAACAACCCCACUGUCCCACCCUGUACUGCCACACAAAAUGCAUAGGAAGAGAUUUUAGAUUGGACUGGAUUGUUGGCGUAUCAGUACCUUUGGUGUCAUCAUACUGCGAGCUUUAUCAAGGACCUCGUGAGCAGUUGUUAACUUUUCCAACUCAGGGGGUUGGGGCAGUUCAGCAGCAGCAAUGUCUGGAAUUUCAUCUAUAUUAAAACGUGGGUGCCAUCGUGCAAUCUUGUCAUCUGGUACAUGCAUUGGAGGGUUAAGAGAAGCCAGGAAAAUCUGGUGAAAAAUAAACAAUAUGAGUGACAUUGCAUCACGAUCAAACCAAAUUUCCCAGUCACAGCAGGAUUUAUGCACUUGUUCAUGUAUAUAAUCCAUUUUGCUCUCCACAGGCCUCACCCUAAAAACUAUUUUCUAACCAAGAAUGUUAACAAGAAUCUGCAAGCACUGUCAUGAUGUGUGCAAGAAAUGCAGAAGGUAGCAUUUUUCCUUUCUUCUCACCCACCAUAACUCAGUAGAUAUUUCCAAUUUAAGGCAAUGAUAAGUACCAUAUCGAUCAUGUAUAGUUCUGUAUACUCAUGUACAAUGUUUUGUGCCAGUAAACUAAUGCAGAAACUCCCAACUAUUUCAAAUUCAAAGACAGGAAAAAGCUAUAGGCUAUAUCCCACACAUAUCUAAUCAUACAAAUGGAGGGCACGGUGACUCAAUGGUUAGCACUGCUGGCUCACAGCUCCAGGGAUCCGGGUUCGAUUCCACCCUCUGGCAACUGUCUGUGUGGGUUUUCUCUAGGUGCUCUGGUUUCCCCUCACAGUGCAAAGACGUGCAGGCUAGGUGGAUUGGCCAUGUUAAAUUGCCCGUAGAAUGCAGGGCUGUGCAGCCUAAGUGGCUUAGCCAUAGAAAAGGCAGGGUUACAGGGAUAGGUUAAGAGGGUAGGUCUGUCUGGGAUGCCCUGCAGAGGGGCAGUGUGGACUUGAUGAGCCAAAUAGCCUGUUUCUUCACUGUAGGGAUUCCAUUCUAAAAUAUGCAUCAGAUAACAUGGUUGGGGGAAUCAUGAUUUGGGGCUAGUGGCUGAUGGUGGAAGAGUGCAAAUUAAAGUGUUAUCCACCAAUAAAGGAACUGCUUCGAGUACAUUCACUAGUUUUACUUUAAAUAUUAUAUUUUGUUUUUGAUUAUAAUUUUAAGUACAAAACAGCUGAAAUAAAAUAUUCAACAGGCUAAUUUUCACUCAGAGCCCCAAGGAUUUUCACCCCCUGUCCACUGUGGAAUUUCAAGAAAAAAAGACACGAUCUCACAGGAUUUAGGUGCUGCUGGCUAAACCAACAUUUAUCGCCUGCUUUAAUUGCCUUAGAGAUGCUAAUGGUGUGCUGUCUUCUUCAAUUGCUGCAGUCUAUAAAGUUUUGAGACAUCCUACCAAAGAGUUCCAAGAUUUUAAUCCUGCACAGUGCAGGUCAGCAAUAUAGUUGCAAGUCAAACAGUGUGUGGUUAGAGGGGAAUUUGCAGAUGGAGUUGUUGGAGCUCCAAGUAUCCAGGCAAGUACAGUAUUCCACCACACUUCUAACUGUGCCUUUAGAUCACGGACAGACUUUAGGCAGUCAAAAGGUAAAUUACCCACUACAGAAUUCCUAGGCUCUGACCUCUUGUGGGCUAUACAAGUUAUACGGUUGGUCCUGUUCAGUUUCUGGUCAAUAGUGACCCCCAACAUGUUGACAGUGGUGUAUUCGGCAAUGGUAACACCAUUGAACUGACAGGGAAAUGGUUAAUUCGCUCUUGUUGGUGACAGUCAUUGGUUAACACUAGGGUGGCAUGAAUAUUAAUUUUCACUUAACCCAAAAAUUAAUGCUGUCCACAUCUUUCAGCAUAUGGAUUUAAACUGCUUCAGUGUCCGACGAAGAGUCACAAUUCGUGCUGAAUAUUGAUCAAUGGAUAUUCCCACAUCUGACCUUACGAAGUGAAGGCGAACCGGCUGAAUAUAUCUGGAACUAGGGAACAGCCCCAAGGAACUCUACAAUGUCGUCUCAGGGACUGCGGUGGUUGACCUCCAAAAACCAAAACUGUCUGUCUUGACGUCUUUUUGUCCAUCAAAUUUGGUUUUACUAGGGUCUAGUGAUGUUACACUUCAUCAGAUGGUUCUGUGAUUCCAAGUGCAGUCAGUCUCACUUUACCUUCAAUGAAACACUGUCACCUAUAGUAAUGUUAGUGCUAAACAUGUCCCUUUUUUUCCUUUUUGCAAACACACACUGUCUUCGGUCCGAAUAUAUCUGCAAAGCUGGUGGAUCGUUUUAAAGACUAAAAGCAAAAUCUAGCUUAUCCUAUACUCAAAAUAUAGGAUAACUGAUCAAAAUUGAUCAAACAGCCAGCAAAAGCCACAUCUACUAUUGUUGCUGAUGACGACAGAGUGAACUGAAUGAACUGAACCACAGGAUUUUUUUGCUAACUUAGUGACAUGGCUGUCUGUUUAAUUAAGCUACAUUGUUGCAUUGAACACUUAGCUGUGGAGUCAAGACAAAAUGUCCUGUUGGACCACUCGCUUACCUUAUGGUAUUGUUUCACAAUGCUCACAAGAUUUUGGCUGAAGGUGCGACGUCGCGAGAGCAGGUGAGAUGCUGUUAGUUGUGUAUGGCCAUCAGAAUUCUCCUCUUGGGAUAAUGAAAGAAGGAAAAUAAUUUUUUUGAAGUCUUUAAAUACUAUCCUUCAGGUUCCCUUGUCCACUAAAAGUAGUAACUAAGUUGAUAUUCUAUCCCAUGGUUACCUCUGUAAUGAGUGACAGCCUGAGUGACAGUAAACAACAGCUAGAAAGGAAGUAUGAUACAAUUGAGCCCAGUUUUAUCAUUUGCAACUAUCUAUUUUUCAGCAAGAGUUACUUUGAGCCAGCCCCCCAGCCUCAAUGUACUGAGAUCAGCUAUCACAUCCCAGCUGUCACCCAAGCAGAGAGUAUCAUACUCCAAAAGGGGAAUUGACUCUGGAAUAUUCCAACCAAUGUAGCCCAGUUACAAGCCACCAUUGCCCAGCUAAGAACGAGAAAAGUCAACAAAAUAAAAGUUAACUUUGACUAAAGAGUCAAAGAAGUGCCUGGACAGUUAAUUACAUAGUUUGCACAAAGCUCUUGCUCAUUUGCCACUCCUUUGACUCACAAUGGAGCAGAACUAAACAAGUGCUAGGAGGUAAUGAAUAUUAGUGUCCCUGCUCUAGCUGGCAUUAUAGUUUAAGUCUAUUAGAACUUAUGCAGUUGUUGUCCACAGUCAAAUUUAUUUCUUACACCUUGGAUAAGGCUAUAAAGCAAUGGAAGUCAUUCAGAAAACGAACUUUAACAGCAGGCAUAGCAAAAGAUUGCAAACAUAGUCCAAAUCUGCAACACAAUUCAUGUCAUUUACCUCCUUCAAACACAGGAUCAAUAGUGAGUUGGUAACUGGACCUUUUCAGAGAGUCACUCCAUGUUGGGAUUCCCUUUUCCUGUCUGAACUUGUACGCAGAAGGGUAAACAGUCUUUAUCUGCCCAACAUUUCGUUUCUCAAAUUUCCUACAAAGACAUUAGAAGGUAACUGUUCAAGCAAGCUAACAAACAAAAGUACUAGCAAGGACUUCUACAAUAAAUUUUGCUGGUUUUGUAGGCAUUUUGUUUACAACUCGCAGUUCACAUAUUCACCUCUAAAACUGCCAUUCCAGCAAGAUGAUUAUAUCAAAAACACAAAUAUGCUCCCCAGGUCCACUAAAUUUUUCAAUAUCUCCUUCAAUUAAUUUUAUGUAUUUCACAAACUGUCUAAAAUGACAUCACUGGAAAACAAAAAAGUGUGUCCUGAGGAAAACACCUAAUUCCAAUGUUCAUAAUUGGGAAAGUGAUAAGAAUUGUGACAAAAAGAGGACAAUUUACACAAAAUUAACAAUCAAUCAGUCUUUUGUCUGCAUAAAAAAGUCAUGCUUCAAAUUUACUCUGUAACAAGUAUUUGGAGGGGUAAUAGGUUAUUACAUAAAACAAAAGUUUUCAGGAGAACUCUGGUGGAAAAUGUUCUUUCAUCCUUAAUUUGCAGAGCCAGAUUUAGACAUUGUUCAGCUGAAGGUAGGUACAAUUCACCAAUGUAAUAUUAUUUGUCACAUUCCAUUGAAUGUCCAUCAGUAUAAUCCAUGACCAGAUACAAGGUGUGAGAUUUAUAUAUUUUAUCAUUUGUUUUUGAGUUUGCAGUAGUGGCAUAUGGGUUUUCUGUCUCUCUAAACGGAUUUAAAGAUUAACUUCCAAGUCAUUCUGUAGCCAUGGCAAUUUUAUUUUCAAACACAAUGCAAGAAAGACUUCUUAGGGAACAGUGGGUUUUUGUUUACAUUAAGAGAGUUUACAAUCAAAGAAAACAGUACACUGCAUUAUGUUUUCAGAUGGAAAAUGCUGACAUUUUUUGGGGGGAAGCUGAGGGGGACAAUCAAAGCUUGGAAAAAAAUGUUUUCUUUUAGUUUCUUUUUUCUCAGAUCUGCAAGAUACUUACCAGAAGUUGGCUGUGUAAAGCAGCUGCACCUCAGAAAAGGAAAGGAUCAUUUAAGUUGUUAAAAAUAGGUUAUCUCAGUGUAAUAAAAAUAACUAUGGAUGCUGAAAAUCUGAAACAAACACAAAAUGCUGGAUAAACUCAGGCGAUCUGGCAGCAUCUUUAGAUAGAAAAAAGUUUUGACAGAGGGUCACUGGACUCAAAACUUUACCAUUUUCUCACUACAGAUGCUGCCAGACCAACUGAGUUGCUUUAGCAGUCUGUUUUUGUUACCUCAGUAUAAGCUUAGUUUAAAAGCUCCAGACCAGAACAGUUUGGUUAAAACCCUGAAGGAAUGAUUUGAAACUGAGAAAGUUUAAGUUUGAUGAAGGGUCUAGGCCCGAAACGUCAGCUUUUGUGCUCCUGAGAUGCUGCUUGGUCUGCUGUGUUCAUCCAGCCUCACACUUUGUUAUCUCGGAUUCUCCAGCAUCUGCAGUUCCCAUUAUCUCUGAUACAAGUUUAAGUUUAGUUGUAUCAGGGCCCCAGGAAAAAGCAACUGCAUAUUCUCAGCCAGGAACUGAAGCCAAACCCAUUUGGGAUAGAGAAAAGGAUUUUCUCUGGUGUUUGUAUACUGUAAUGGGAUACUGCUUGUUUUAAUGGGGUUAUAUUUUUUACUGCAUGUUUUAAAAUUUUUAAACAUGUGUUGUGUAAAUGGAAACAAAAACAAAAAUUGCUGGAAAAAAAUCUCAGCUGAUCUGGCAGCAUCUAUGGAUAGAAAUCAGUUAAAGUUUCAGGUCCGGUGACCCUUCUUCAGAAUGGGAGCUCCAGUUCUGAAGAAAGGUCACUGGACUCGAAACGUUAACUCUCGAUUUCUUUCCACAGAUGCUGCUAGACCUGCUGAGCUUUCUUAGCAAUAUCAAUUUUGUUUCUGAUUUCUAGCACCUGCAGUUCUU
Molecule: messenger RNA, 6567 nt
Organism: Stegostoma tigrinum
Lineage: Eukaryota; Metazoa; Chordata; Chondrichthyes; Orectolobiformes; Stegostomatidae
Gene: aprt
Product: adenine phosphoribosyltransferase
Exons: 5
Coding region: 244-717 (157 amino acids)
Biological process (GO): AMP salvage; adenine salvage
Cellular component (GO): cytoplasm
Molecular function (GO): adenine binding; AMP binding; adenine phosphoribosyltransferase activity
Source: RefSeq, a predicted model, not a curated record